CACUUUGAAAAGACAAAUCUGCAGUGGUGUUUAAGUACUCAACCUGUUGUUUCAUGGUCCCAAACUUAUUUAUGGACAAAUUUGAAAUUCUUCUUCUACCUGCUUAGCAUGGCAUAUGUAUUAAAGACACUCAACAGCUGGUUCUGGUGGGAGAGCUUAUGGAUACCUGCCAAUUGCACAUGGGCAGAUCUUGAAGACCACAAUGGCAUUGUCUUUCCAAAGCCAUAUCACUUAUAUGCCACGAUACCAUAUGCUUUUGUGAUGCUGAUGGUCCGAUUCGUGAUAGAAAGAUAUAUUGCCAUACCUCUAGCAAAAGCUUUAGGUAUAAAGAACGUAACACGAGUGAAGCCGCAGCCAAAUGCUGUUUUAGAGAAUUAUUUCCGAAAAUGCACAAAACGUCCAUCCCAAUCUGAGAUUCAAGGCCUGGCCAAAAAGUGUAACUGGACAGUUCAUUUGGUGGAAAAAUGGUUUAGGAGACGGCGAAAUCUUGAGCUCCCAACGAUGCUUCGGAAAUUCCAGGAAGCUUGUUGGCGAUUUUCAUUUUAUCUCGCAUCAUCCAUUGCUGGAUUUAUAUUUCUAUAUGAUAAACCUUGGUUUUAUGAUAUCUGGCAAGUGUGGGUUGGCUAUCCAUUUCAGUCCUUGCUAUCAUCCCAAUAUUGGUACUACAUGGCCGAGAUUAGUUUUUAUUGGUCUCUGUUGUUUACCCUUGGUACUGACACCAAAAGGAAGGACUUUAUGGCCCAUGUCAUUCACCAUUUGGCAGCCAUUGUUUUGAUGGCCUGUUCUUGGUGUGGCAAUUACGUUCGUAUUGGGACCUUAGUGAUGAUUGUACAUGAUACUGCAGACUUCUGGCUUGAGUCAGCUAAAAUGUUUAAUUACGCUCACUGGGAAAAAACCUGCAAUGUUCUCUUCAUCAUCUUCUCUGUCGUGUUCUUCAUCACAAGGAUUAUCCUUUUCCCGUUUUGGAUUUUACGUGGCACAUUAUAUCUGCCUUCAUAUUACUCCUCAACAAUGGUCAUAGCGUAUUUCAUCUUCAAUGGGCCGCUUCUAAUUCUGCAAGGACUCCAUCUAUACUGGGGCUACUUUGUUCUCAAAAUUUUGAAUAAAUUCCUGUUCCUAAAGGUAUUCAGGACAUCUACACCUGCUUGGGCUAAAAGUGAUGGCAAAAAAGACUUGAAAGAUGACCGGAGUGAUGAAGAAGAGGAAGACUCCCUCACCGAUGAUGAAGAGUGCACGAAGAAUGGCAGCAAGAACGGCUAUGGGUUGAGCAGACACCAACUCUUAAACAACAAUAAUUAGAUCCAAGCCUGCACCACCUCCUGCAGUGUUGCUUAACCCAACCUACAGUAUAGAGCUUAAAGUCAACAGGUUUAAGAAGUGUGUGAUUGAUUUAUUGCUGGUUACUAGACCUGGAAGAAAGCUCAUUUUAGAAAGGGGGCAGGGCACCGCUUAACAUGACUAAAUGUGUUAAUGACCCACUUUCUGAAUUACUGCAUACAAAUGUGUGAAAAACAUAUCUAGAAUCUGUAAAUCGCUCUUGAAAUGCUCAAGAAUUUCAAAACUGUCUCAGAACACUUAAAAUCUAAUGGAUUUAAUCAUAAUUUGAGUGGUGUUUCCAUAUAUUUUUAGAAGUCUAUAGCUGCUGUGAACCCCAUUAAAGAUCAGAAUUGCAAGAGAAAUCUAUAACACUGGGAUAUAUUAUCUAGCAUUUUACGCAUCCUCUUUGCGUUUCAGCCCUUAGCACUGGGCUGCUGCUUGUAAAUUAGAUCUAAUUCCCAUGUGGCUGGGGGCAGCUAGCAAGUAGGCUCUGGGGCUAUUAUUCAAGUUUAUUGUUUGUGCCUCCCUGACAUGCCUCCUUCACUUAAAGAAGCAAUUGUUAGAUUCUUGCUCAAAAAAAUCCAUUCUUUGAAAUGGCAGAUAAUCUCUUCAGAUAUCGCCCAUCUCAAGUCUUCUGUUUCAGGGGAAGGAUUUUCAAGAAAGUGGUGGCCAAAAAAAGAAAAAAAACCUCAUUCAUUAAUAGGGUUUGUAACAUUUUUGAGACUGGAUUACUGCAUUGAGUUCUGCAGGAGGCUACACUGUCGAACUACUCAGCAAUUACAGCUAGUCCAAGGUGCCAUGCCUACUCCGUCAUUGGAGUCUUGCACAAAAAGAGCAUUUGAGCUCUGAGCUUUCCAAUACUCUGGCUACCAACCAACUUCCAGACGAAGUUUCAGAGGUUAUUGACUUAUAAAGCCCUAAAUCAGUGGUUCUCAACUUUUGUAUUGGUGUCCCCUUUCGCACAGCAAGCCUCUGAGUGUGAC
Gopherus evgoodei (Goodes thornscrub tortoise) is the source of this 2300-nucleotide messenger RNA. It is a transcript of the gene CERS3, whose product is annotated as ceramide synthase 3. The transcript has 12 exons. Gene Ontology annotation, cellular component: membrane. Gene Ontology annotation, biological process: ceramide biosynthetic process. Lineage: Eukaryota; Metazoa; Chordata; Testudines; Testudinidae. The annotation marks the transcript as partial. The record is from RefSeq and is a predicted model, not a curated record. Gene Ontology annotation, molecular function: DNA binding; sphingosine N-acyltransferase activity.